AUGCCCGGUCCGAGCGCCGGUACUGACGCGCACAUUCUCGAUCAGGAACUCGCGUACCUCGUUCCCCCAGCGGCUGGCACAGUUUGGCAGCGACUGGCACCCGUGCAGAGCAAGCUCCGAGGUCCACACGAGCACGCUGACGGCACAGACAUGGCCGACGCCACUGCAGCAGCUCCUGACGCCGCCACCGCCCUCGACGCCGCGUCCGACUCGGUCUCUUUUUUCGCCAACAUCCUCACCCCAGGCUCCUCCUUCCACCCGACCUUCCUCCUCAUUGCCGAUGCCGCCUUCCUGGGCCUCUUCUUCGUGCUUCUCGCCCUUCUCUUCGUAACAAAAAGCCUGCACUUCGCGGUACUGAUCCUAGUAGAGGCCGGACUGUGGCUUAGCGUGAAAUGGUUCGUGAAUGAACUGAGGAAGACUGAGAUGGAAGCCCGUGCUUCGGCUGAGAAGAAGGAUACAUGA
Messenger RNA from Schizophyllum commune H4-8, 462 nucleotides. RefSeq lists its product as uncharacterized. The record is from RefSeq and is a predicted model, not a curated record. The coding region runs from base 1 to 462 and encodes 153 amino acids. The transcript has 2 exons. Lineage: Eukaryota; Fungi; Basidiomycota; Agaricomycetes; Agaricales; Schizophyllaceae. Gene Ontology annotation, biological process: vacuolar proton-transporting V-type ATPase complex assembly. Gene Ontology annotation, cellular component: endoplasmic reticulum membrane.